This is a messenger RNA of Rana temporaria (common frog), 1043 nucleotides long. RefSeq names its product golgi transport 1B (gene GOLT1B). The record is from RefSeq and is a predicted model, not a curated record. Gene Ontology annotation, cellular component: membrane; endoplasmic reticulum. Gene Ontology annotation, biological process: endoplasmic reticulum to Golgi vesicle-mediated transport; retrograde transport, endosome to Golgi. The transcript has 6 exons. Bases 138 to 524 code for a protein of 128 amino acids. Lineage: Eukaryota; Metazoa; Chordata; Amphibia; Anura; Ranidae.
UGAUUGGUUUGAGGAGCGGCGCCGCGCUGCGUGUUUCCGGAAGACGUGGCCUCCGCUUUCACCCGGAGACCGAGAGAGCGCGGAGAGGAGAGGAGAGGAAGGCACGCCCACUCGUCGCCGCCCGGACAACCGCAAACAUGAUCUCCCUCACCGACACCCAGAAGAUCGGAAUGGGCCUGACUGGCUUUGGCGUUUUCUUUCUGUUCUUCGGCAUGCUGCUGUUUUUUGACAAGGCUCUGCUUGCCAUUGGAAACGUCCUAUUUGUGGCUGGAUUGGCCUUUGUCAUCGGACUGGAGAGAACAUUCCGCUUCUUCUUCCAGAAACACAAAGUUAAAGCCACAGCGUUCUUUCUCGGUGGAGUGUUUGUGGUCCUCGUCGGCUGGCCACUCAUUGGGAUGGUUCUAGAAAUCUACGGUUUCUUCCUGCUGUUCAGGGGAUUUUUCCCGGUGGUUGUCGGUUUCAUUCGAAGAGUCCCUGUAUUAGGAUCUAUCCUGAAUUUACCUGGAAUAAGCUCGCCCACAUAGGCUGGGAAGAAUCCACAGUAAUGCUUGUAGACAAAGCCGGGGAGAGUAACAAUAUGGUAUAAGAUCGAUUGUCGGUUGGUUAUUGGGCACUGCGCAACAUCUAUUGCAAGCAAACUGAGGAGGUCACAUCUGGGAGCUGUCAAUCACACUAAAUCCGCCUGUUACGCUCGCUCAAAGGACUGCCUCUGCCUCGAAAGUUUUGGGGUCCACAAAUGUUGCUGACAUUCAAGGACAGAGUUGUUGUUUUUUUUAUUCAAGAUGUCACUGUUUUGUUUGGCAGUGGUCCUCCGCCUGCAGAAUCCGGUUCAUCUGUGGAACCCGUUUCUUGGCAACAAAGGAAAACUGGACUUUUUAUUUAUAAUGAUGCGGAAUAAAAAGCCACACUCCUUGUGACUGGGACUGCCCAUGCAUGAAAGCUGCGCUAGAUGGAGACAUUUUUAAGAACCAGGAAAAAAAAGGAUUUAUAAAAAUAAGGUUAAUACUGUGUGAAUAAACCAUUUUUGUAAAUACAUCCCCAAA